Messenger RNA from Hordeum vulgare subsp. vulgare (domesticated barley), 1302 nucleotides. RefSeq lists its product as uncharacterized. Bases 1 to 1302 code for a protein of 433 amino acids. Lineage: Eukaryota; Viridiplantae; Streptophyta; Magnoliopsida; Poales; Poaceae. Gene Ontology annotation, molecular function: protein binding. The transcript has a single exon. The record is from RefSeq and is a predicted model, not a curated record.
AUGGCAUCAGCACUGCCGCCGACGCGACGCCGCCGCACCUCGCCGCCGGCGGUCCCGGACGAGCUCGUCGAAGAUAUCCUCCUCCGUCUCCCGCCCAACGACCCCGCCUGCCUCCUCCGCGCCUCCCUCGUCUGCAAGGCCUGGGGCGGCAUUGUCUCCGACCCCGUCUUCCGCCGCCGCCUCCACGAGCUCUACCCCGCACCCCCCGUGCUCGGCUUCCUCCACGGAUCGGCAGACGAGGACAUCCCCCACUUCGUGCACACCACCGCGUCGCCCUUCUCCCUCGCCGCCCCGGACUGGCGCUCCUGGCGGGCCGUCGACUGCCGCCACGGCCGCGCCCUCUUCCUCUCCAAGCGCAUCAACACUCGUACCUGGGAGCUGCUCCUGUGGGAGCCACUCACGGGCGCCCAGCAGCGCAUUCCGGUGCCCGCGGCGUUCAACGGCAGCUGGCCAGCCGCGGCGGUGCUCUGCGCAGUGGACGGGUGCGACCACCGCGACUGCCUUGGGGGCCCUUUCCGCGUGGUCUUCGCCUUCGCCGUCGACAACGAAGACGUUGACGACUACGAAGAGUACGUCAAUUCGGCCGGCGUGUACUCGUCGGAGACCGGCACGUGGGGCGAGCUGACCUCGACGCUCAGCCGGUUCAUCAUGUUCUUUGAAGAAUACUCCAGCCUGCUCGUCGGGAGAUCUCUGCUCUACUUCAUGUCCGACGCCGGGAUGAUCAUGGAGUACGAUGUAGCGAGGCACGGCCUGGCUAUCCUCGACCCACCGGACUGCCAGCCCGGCUACAAGCCUGACGCUGGGUUGGGCUGGGACUGCAGAUUUAAACUCAUGAUUGCCGAGGAUGGUGGGCUGGGUGUCUGUGAAGAGUCGGGUUUGCGCCUCAAACUGUGGGCAAGGGAGGCGACUGACGGCACUGAUGCACGAUGGGUGGUGAGAUGCACCAUCUGCAUGGAAAAUUUGCUUCCAGCCAGAGCCAGUGCUGCCCCGGUAUGGGAUGCGGAUAAUAGAGUGAUCGUGAUGGGCUUUGCCGAGGGACCAAAUGUCAUUUUCGUUGAUACGGUUAUCGGCAUCCUCACAAUCGAUCCACAAUCAGGGUUGGUGACGAAGGUGCAGGAUGAUCGUGGCUUCUGUAACCUGAUUCCUGUUGUCAGCUUCUACACUCCUGCCCCCCGACGCGAGGACCAGAAUCUGCUGGCGUCGACACCUUGUGAGGAGGCAGGUGGUGAGUGGGAGAAGAUGAUAAUAGAUGAUGCAUUUCGGUUGAUCGACGAGAGUUCAGAACAGUUUUGGAUGUUGUAG